This is a messenger RNA of Emericellopsis atlantica, 920 nucleotides long. RefSeq lists its product as uncharacterized. Gene Ontology annotation, biological process: maturation of SSU-rRNA from tricistronic rRNA transcript (SSU-rRNA, 5.8S rRNA, LSU-rRNA); ribosomal small subunit assembly; translation. The coding region runs from base 165 to 869 and encodes 234 amino acids. Gene Ontology annotation, molecular function: mRNA 5'-UTR binding; small ribosomal subunit rRNA binding; structural constituent of ribosome. The record is from RefSeq and is a predicted model, not a curated record. Lineage: Eukaryota; Fungi; Ascomycota; Sordariomycetes; Hypocreales; Bionectriaceae. Gene Ontology annotation, cellular component: ribosome; mitochondrial small ribosomal subunit. The transcript has a single exon.
CAGCGCAAGGGACCGGGACCGGACUGCGACUACCCCCUGUCGGCUGAACCGCGGCUAAUCACCUGCACGUCGAAUCUCGGGAAAAAAGUCACGUCGGAGAGCAAGUCGCGACGUUUUACUGACUGACUGACUGACUGUCUUUGGUCAAGCCAGCUCCUCCCACAAUGAGCCGAUUGCUAUAUAGCCGCAGUGCGGCGCAGCCUCUAUCUCGAUGCUUCAACUCGCAUCUGGCCACACGCUCUUUCACGACCUCUGCUGCCCAGCGCAAAGAUGAGCAGCCGAAGCUCAGCAGUUUCCUCGAAGAUCUCUACGGCAAGGCUCAGCCUGAAGAAAAGACCCAAGCACCCGAGACCAACUCUAUGAGCUCUCUGACUGGGAGCUCCAUCUUCAAGUCUUUUGACAGCAGCUCCGGCGGCAGUCGCAUCGACGUCAAUGCCCUCCUCAACGGCACAGCUACGCCAACCGGCCAGGGUCGCGACCUGCCCACCACCGAAACAUUGGAGCCGUACCACUUCCAUGUGUACGCACACAAGCACAACACACACGUCACCUGCACACGCCCGAACCGCGAACCCAUAAUAUCAAUGUCGUGCGGCAACCUCGGCUACCGCAAGAGCAGGAGGUCUACGUUUGACUCGGCAUACUCCUUGACGAAGUAUGUCAUUGAACGGUUGAUUCACAAGGGGAUACCGCCCAAGAUCCACAAGCUGGAGGUUGUGUUGCAAGGAUUCGGUCAGGGGAGAGAGGGCGCAUUGAAGGUAUUGAUGAGCCCAGAGGGGAAGAUACUACGCGACAAGGUCGUCAGGGUGGCAGACUCUACCAAGCUCAAGUUUGGUGGUACGAGGAGUCCCAGGCCGAAGCGUCGUUAAUAUGUCUUGUUUGUACCAUAUUUGUACGAAACCGAACUGUAAUAUACAAAA